AUGUCGAAAGUAGUGAAGCUAGGAAACGUUUCAAGCCCCGCUGUGACAGUGGGAGACACGCUCCUGGAAGAAAUGGACUCAUUUAUCUACCUUGGAAGUGUCAUCGAUGAUAAAGGGGGAACUGAGGCAGAUGUCCCCUGUGGUAUUGGAGAUUUCCUGACAAUUUUCAACUACAAGUAUGGCAGAUGCUUCAUUUUCAACGAUAUGUUGCAAAAACAUAAUGACAUAUCAAGUCAAAGAUACACCACACAACCAGGCCCAGACAACGGUCUCAUCUUGGAACUAGAUGUUGAGCAGUCAGAAUACCUAGACACCACAGAGAGUGUGGGCUUCAAAAUCGUCGUGAACCCACAAGACACCAUCGCCUUUCCUGAGGACCAGGGCCUCAUAGUGAUGCCAGGAACAAGCACCAACAUCGGUCUCAAGAAGGUUGGUUUUCGUUUUCAAUCAAGUUCAAAACUUUUACAGACUCUGAAAACACUCGUUCAACAUGAUUUGAAGGUUAUCAAGGAUAUUAUAGUGGAUCUUCGAGAGAGCAGUCUUUUGUACUUUCAGGUGGAGAUGAGCCGAGCUCCGCCCCCGUACAGCGCAUGCGUGGAGCUUACAGAUGAACUGAAUGUUGAGUUGAACGUGUACUCAUUUACUGAAGGGACCCGUUACACGGCAGAGGCUUGCCGCAAAACGUGCUACAUGCGAGAGCUGGGCUAUCAAUGUGGUUGCUGUGAUCUACAUUUCAUAUGUCCUCCAGAAUUCUACAACAUCUCGUUCUGCAAUGCCACCAACACUGACGAAUUUGUCUGCAAAAAGCAAGUCCUCAAGAUGUUUGAAAAAGGAGAGCUGGACUGCCUGAGCCGUUGUUUGCCUCCUUGCGAGGAGGUAGCCUAUGAUGUGGCUCACUCUACAGCUCUCUGGCCUAGCAAUAACGCAAUCCUUAAUGAGAUUGUAAACAAUGGCUGGGAUAAAGCAGAUUACAAUUCGAUUAAGUCUAGUACUAGAGAGAAUGUUCUCCGAGUUGUCAUCUACUUCGAGGAUCUGGCAGUGAGGCGUGUGGAAUCUCGGCCGUCCUACGACUGGAACCGACUCCUCUCGGACAUUGGCGGUCAGCUGGGGCUCUGGCUGGGCUUCUCUAUCCUGACGGCCAUGGAGUGGCUGGAACUGGCCUAUGAUGCCGGGAUCAGGGUGGCCACCCGGAAGUCUCAGGGCGCGCACAAGACCAGGGUUCACGUGCAGGAAAGUGGAAAUAAUUACUAAGCACUUAUUAGAAUUGAUGUUUAGGUCCGACGAUUUGAGGAGCUUACUUUCAUUCUGUAUUUCUUUUUGUUUUUUUGUAUUUACUGUCUGUGUGUUAGCUACAUCCAUCUUGAUAUAUUUAAGAAAUGGUGGGUCUGAAAGUAUGGGGUUAGAAAACCUUUGGAACCAAAUGAAGUCAUAAAUGCUGUUUUGUAUUUGCCAAAUGGCUGAGCGGUUAGUCAGUUCCGGCUCACAAUAACGUCAAGCAUCGGUGACAAGGCGCCAAGGUGAAUAGUCACUGGGGCGUGUCCUGCCGCAAGACGCGCAGGCCUUUGCUAAAAACAAAAAGAUGAAAAAAAGCGGGGUCCUGCGUAGUGGCAACCAGAAGUAUAUGGGCGUUUGUAAAAUAUUCUGUAUUGGUGUUAUACUGUGAAUUGGUAACUUUGAUGAAAUAGUAUUCUUCUGUGUGUAUACAUGUAUUUUAAGUACGAUUGUAUCCAGGCAUUUGUGUAUGUUCGAGUUUUGCCCAUUCGACUUUAUUAUUCGACAUUCAUGAUUUUUGCACUAGUCACAGCUAUUCGAAGUGUGCAGAG
Molecule: messenger RNA, 1823 nt
Organism: Aplysia californica (California sea hare)
Lineage: Eukaryota; Metazoa; Mollusca; Gastropoda; Aplysiida; Aplysiidae
Product: degenerin mec-10-like
Exons: 4
Coding region: 1-1251 (416 amino acids)
Biological process (GO): sodium ion transmembrane transport
Cellular component (GO): membrane
Molecular function (GO): ligand-gated sodium channel activity
Source: RefSeq, a predicted model, not a curated record